This is a messenger RNA of Recurvomyces mirabilis, 3402 nucleotides long. RefSeq lists its product as uncharacterized. The record is from RefSeq and is a predicted model, not a curated record. Bases 1 to 3402 code for a protein of 1133 amino acids. Lineage: Eukaryota; Fungi; Ascomycota; Dothideomycetes; Mycosphaerellales; Teratosphaeriaceae. The transcript has a single exon.
AUGCACCGCCUCGGCGCCCUCAGCACGCCUGUCCGAUCAUUCAUCAGAGAGUUCGGUGGUGCAAGAAGUGGACGAUCAAGCCUGCCCUUCCGAUCAAGAUCUGAGCGAUUGCUCAUUGUCGGAUGCGUCAGUUUCGCAGGAGUCGCUGGGUGGAACCAGCGAAGACUCAACCAUAACACUGGACAGAUCGAGUACCUGCCGCUCGGAGGGGACAAUGAGUAUCGAACAGGUCUUGGCGCAAAGGAGCUAACAGGUGGGCAUGGGGCGGAGGCCUCGGGGACAACCCCUGAGCGAAUCCAAGCAGUUUCUGAAAUUCUUGAGAACGGCCGUGACAGCAAUAGAGAGCUCGAAAGCAGCACUGAUAAACACACCCAUUGGCAUUCUGCCAGACCCGAUGCCAGGAAUACUCCUGAACGGAGUGAUAUUGACGACCAUCGCGGCGGUGCUCUACCUGGACAUGAUGGGGAGUGGAGAGGAGAGCGAGGAGAUCGGACGGCGCGAGGAAGUAAGGCUCGAGCGGCAACGGGUAGAUCGGAGGGAGAAGUGGCUGAGGAUGAAGGCGCGUCAGCAGUUCCGGCUCCAUCGCUUAUCAGAAGAACGCAUGUCAGCCAAGAGAAAAGCGAGCACCUCGCCAGAGAUGAGCUCGGUCGUCUCAAAUCCCGCCAAAAAGAGGACAUGCAAAAUAGCAGGCAGGCGAGCUCCAUCGAGGAGGCUGUUGCCAGCGCUUCAUGGCGGAAACUGGAUAGAAGCCAUCAGCCCAGGAUGAGACAAGCGGUACAUGAUUAUCCACGCAAGUAUUUCACACAAGGCAAGGAACACGAGAAGAGCAAAGUCCUCAAGCAGGUUAGACGCGUUCAGAUCCAGACAGAGAGACACAAGUACUUGGAUGAACUUGACCAUGCCCAGUGGUUUCGUGAUAUUAUCGAGCAGCUUGGGAAGGCAACACCGACCGGGGCUCAGCAUUAUGCUCGCAAGAAGGAGAUUGCGCGGCUUCCGCCAGGUGUCAAAGUCUGGUUCAACGGCAAUUCAGGCGAAGCUGUACUGGAAAUCAUGCAACGCACGGGAUGCCACAUCCAGAUCAUACCCAUGCGCACAGACAGCGGCAUGGAUCUUGCUGGCUUGGUGGCUAACGAAGGUGUUGCGAUGUCAACGCACGGCGGAUUUAGUGAGCUCUCCAUGUUUGGCACUCCGGCGGAGAAUGCCGCGGCACUCGCUCUGCUACCAGACCUCGUGAAGACAAUUCGGAAAGACGAGGAGAAUGCGAGCAAGAAUAUGCGAGAAUACGACAUCCGUACUGAAGGUGCUCAUCGUGUUACCACUCUAGAAGAUGAUACGAAGGAUGGUGAAGAACAGCCUGAGGGGAUCAAAGAUGACUCGAGCCAAUCAGACGCACCACGUCUCAGAGGAUACUGGCUCCGACAGAGCCCAGACAUCAACAGAGUCAUCCGGGCCCGAACAAGCAACCACGCUGAUUCGAAGACGACAUUCAUACGACCCGAGAAAUUGUCCUGCAUUACCCUUACCUCUUACCUCACAGAUCUAACAGCUGUACCCGCGCCCUUGAUAGGCCGAUCGAACGCCGGUCUUCACGAGCCUGGCGCGGUCCAGACUGACUCACUAAAACAGCAAACUAUCAGUGAGAUCCUUGCUAUAUUCAGCGAGCCGGCAACAUCAUACUCGAUCAGCACCGAGGCGGUGGACAUUGCCUUAGCCCUCUGCGUGCGUUACAGCGAUUUCGCAGCGCUCCGAAGCCUGCUCAACAUCCUGGAGAAGGUGCCUGAAUAUUCACUUACUGCUAAAAAUUACGACAUCGCUCUCGCUGCUGCAGCUUCGAAUGACGAUGUACACAACUUCCGACUCGUGUUGAGGACCAUGCUGCAGCAGAAGAUACAGCCAUCUGGUCGGACGUGGCUCAGCCUAUAUCGCCUGGUGUGCCGCCGCUUUCCUAAUACAAAAUCACCAAAGCUAGUGCUUCGGUUCAUGGGUGCCAAAGGCAUCCUGAACAACGUCGAACAUAUGCAAGAAGCCGUCAAGACUACGCUCGGACGCUCUCUGACUUUCUUUCUAAACGGCGAGGGUGCGGAUGCGACGAUUGAGGAGUUUGUGGCUCGUCUGGACGGGAAGUAUGCCGUGCUCCCGGACCCUGGGCCGCGAUCGACCCAGCAUAUCACGGCGAAAGCUCCUCGGCCUUGGCUUAGCAAGACUGCUGCGAAUAUCAUGGCGAAAAGCUUGCUCGAUCGUGGUCGCACGGGAGACGCACUCCGGGUCAUGCAACUGUUGGAAGGUGCUGGUCAUCACGUUGGUAUCGACACUAUUAACAUUUUCUUGGGUGCAGCCAAACGCUCACGCGACCCGAGUUUCGCUGUGGCGAUCUUGCGAAAUUUUGAGCAUGCGCUCACACGCCAGGACAAGCUCAGGGUUAGAUUGGACGAAAUGAGCUAUUCGAUGCUCUUCUCUAUUGCAUGGCGCAAGAAAUGCUUGAAUAUGCUCCGUGGUAUCUGGCGCUAUGCUUGCUGUACUGGGCAGGUCGAUCAUGCGAUGGCUGCGAGGGUGCAUGAUUCUCUUCUCGCGUACCUGCCACCGAAUAGGUCGAGGGAGACAAAAGUCUACAAUGAGAAGAAGUUGCGGGAAGCGGUGAAGAAUGUGCGGGGUGGCGAUCAGAAGCGGCAAAGUGCACAAGAACAAAUUGGUCGCCACCUAGAGCAUCAAGGUUUACGCAGCGGCGAGAUGUUCUUUGCGCUGGCUGGGAAGUUUGUCGUUGGCGUGUCCAAUCAUGCCUGGCAGGUCAAGGAGCCCUCGCUUGAGAUUCAUGAUGAUAACGUGGACGUCUUUGGUAGGGCCGUGGAUCCUUCCGCCGAAAAGUCUGGUGCAUUGCCGAUGGGUGAAAGCGUGCCUGAUGAGCACCACAAUCACUCCUCUCCGCCCAGCUUACACGCAGCCACACAGGCCUGGAAGUCCGUCGACCCUGGUACGAUCAUUGACUGGAUACUUCACCCACAAGAAGAAGAGAUCCUGGCUCUCGCCUGCCAGCCUCGGACCAUCGCUCUACCAUCUAUUGACUUAAGUGCGGAAGCUAUUCCGGACCGUGAGCGGGAAGCUCACCGACGUCGUUAUCGUGAGCUCUCUUCUUUCCGCAACGAGGAUAUGAGAGCACCGACUUCUUAUCGUCCUUAUGUCCCUUUCGCGACACUGCUGGAUCAGGCGUGGCAGAAGGAUAUGAGGUGGCAUGAUCGUGGACUUGGGAUGGGUGGAAGAGGAGAGGAGGGCAAAGCGGCAAGGAAGAGGUUACUCGGCAGUGAUGUUAGUGAAGAGGAGAAAGCGGAGUCGUGGAAGGGGCUGCUGAGAGACGUCAUGGAGCAUGGUAUCUUUGUGCCUGUUGUUGUCGGAGAUGCUGUACGAUAG